AUGAUUUUCCUAUUUUAUCAAGAUAUCAUUUUUGAUAAAGGAGGUUACAAAGAAGAAACCAUUAAAUUACGACCAAGUUUGUAUGAUAUUGAGUGUUUUGGAGCUCAAGGCGGAACUUCUUACUCCUAUACUAAUAGAGAUACCUACACAAAGUUAAAAAAUGGAGGACCUGGAUCAUAUGCCCAUGCUAAAAUAAAGGUCGCAUAUUCAAAUAUUUCUCUGAGUGUUGAAAUUGGAGCGCAAGGAUACACAGAUUCAGGAGGCCAACCAGAUGGUGGCGAUCCUGCCAAAUAUGAUACUUAUCCUAUAAAAAAACCAGGAGGCGGCGGAGGAUCCAGCCGCGUUAGUUUAGGAGAUAUUCCUUUGAUUGUUGCUGCCGGUGGAUCAGGUGCUUCAAUUACACGCGAUGGUUCACCAGGUGGCGGAAAUAAUACAUGCUUCUACAAAGAACGUGGAAAUGAUAACUAUUUUGAAACAAGUGAAAAGAAAUAUAUGACAGAAGAUCGAAAUGGAGGACCUGGUAAAAAAGGUCUCGUGAUAAUCUAG
Molecule: messenger RNA, 546 nt
Organism: Trichomonas vaginalis G3
Lineage: Eukaryota; Parabasalia; Trichomonadida; Trichomonadidae
Product: serine-type endopeptidase protein
Exons: 1
Coding region: 1-546 (181 amino acids)
Source: RefSeq, a predicted model, not a curated record